Messenger RNA from Oxyura jamaicensis (ruddy duck), 7644 nucleotides. RefSeq names its product unk zinc finger (gene UNK). Gene Ontology annotation, biological process: cell morphogenesis involved in neuron differentiation. The transcript is spliced from 17 exons. Lineage: Eukaryota; Metazoa; Chordata; Aves; Anseriformes; Anatidae. Bases 150 to 2627 code for a protein of 825 amino acids. The record is from RefSeq and is a predicted model, not a curated record. Gene Ontology annotation, molecular function: mRNA CDS binding; metal ion binding.
GGGCGGCGGGACUACAACUCCCAGCCUGCCCCGCGCCGCCGGGGCGGCAAUGGCGGCGGCGGCGCCUGCGCGGGGCUCCCUCCGUGCGGACCGCGCAGAGUGAAUAAUAAAGGUCUCCACGGCGGGAGCGGCGGCGGCGGCGGGAGGCGAUGUCCAAGGGCCCGCUGCCGGGCGGCCCCGCCGCGGCCGGGCCUGCGAACGCCGCCAGCGCGCUGCAGGCGCAGCCCGAGAAGCCGCAGCACUACACAUACCUGAAGGAGUUCCGCACGGAGCAGUGCCCUCUCUUCGUGCAGCACAAGUGCACUCAGCACCGGCCCUACACUUGCUUCCACUGGCACUUUGUCAACCAGCGUCGUCGCAGAUCUAUCCGCCGCCGGGAUGGUACAUUUAACUACAGCCCUGACAUUUACUGUACCAAGUAUGACGAGACCACAGGAAUCUGCCCAGAAGGAGAUGAAUGCCCCUUCUUGCACAGAACUACUGGAGACACAGAGAGGAGGUAUCACUUGCGCUACUACAAAACUGGAAUCUGCAUCCAUGAGACAGACUCCAAGGGAAACUGCACGAAGAACGGAGUCCACUGUGCUUUUGCUCAUGGGCCCCAUGAUCUACGCUCUCCGGUGUAUGACAUCAGGGAGCUUCAGGCCAUGGAGGCUUUGCAGAAUGGUCAGACUACAUCAGAAGGUGGCAUAGAGGGUCAGUCUGCAGUUGCUGCUAGCCAUGCUAUGAUAGAAAAAAUACUCAGCGAGGAGCCGAGGUGGCAAGAUACAACAUAUGUGUUGGGAAAUUACAAGACAGAGCAAUGUAAGAAACCCCCCCGCCUCUGUCGCCAGGGUUAUGCCUGUCCCUACUAUCACAAUAGCAAAGACAGAAGAAGAAGCCCAAGAAAACACAAAUACAGAUCCUCGCCGUGUCCCAGUGUGAAACAUGGAGAUGAGUGGGGAGAUCCUACCAAGUGUGAAAAUGGAGACUCGUGCCAAUACUGCCACACUCGCACAGAGCAGCAGUUCCAUCCAGAGAUCUACAAAUCCACCAAGUGCAAUGAUAUGCAGCAGUCUGGCAGCUGUCCCCGAGGACCCUUCUGUGCCUUUGCACAUGUAGAACAGCCUCCUCUCAAUGAAGAUUUACAGCAAUCCUCGGCUGUGUCUAGCCCUACACAGACAGGCCCUGUGAUGUAUAUGCCAUCAGCAGCUGGUGAUUCUGUUCCAGUCAGCCCUUCCAGCCCACAUGCUCCGGACCUUAGCAAUGUGUGGAGUAAAGCAGGAACUCUGCCAACUAGCCCCACCUCCACCACAAUUCUUUGUAGGAACAGCAGUCUCGGAAGCCCAUCUAAUAUAUGUGGGUCUCCUCCUGGCGCAAUUGGAAAGCCGCACAGCUUGGAGAGCAUUGGUUUUCCUCCUGAUUCAGUAACGGCAGCCGGCAGCUACAAGAAAGCACCGGGGUUUGAGCGAGAAGAUCAGGUGGGGGCCGAGUAUUUGAAGAGUUUCAAAUGCCAGCAAGCAAAAAUGAAGUCCCAUUCACUGGAACACAGGAGCCAGGAGCAACCUUUGUUACAACCCAAACAGGACAUACUGGGUAUUCUCCCAGUGGGGAGCCCGCUGACAUCCAGCAUCUCCUCCAGUAUCACCUCCAGCCUGGCUGCAACACCACCAAGCCCUGCUGGCACCAGCAGCAUACCAGGCAUGAAUGCCAAUGCCCUUCCUUUCUACCCAACCAGUGACACCGUUGAGUCCGUCAUAGAGUCUGCCUUGGAUGACCUGGACCUGAAUGAAUUCGGAGUGGCUGCCCUGGAGAAGACAUUUGACAGCAGCACAGUGCCCCACACGAGUGGCAUCAUGAUAGGUGGGAGUUUGCUGCAAAGUUCUGCUCCUGUAAAUAUCCCCGGCUCCCUUGGAAGCUCUGCCUCCUUUCACUCUGCCUCUCCUUCUCCACCGGUCAGCCUCUCAUCGCAUUUCCUCCAUCAGCCCCAGGGACACUUAAGCCAAUCAGAAAACACAUUCCUGGGGACAUCAGCUUCUCAUGGAUCAUUAGGUUUAAAUGGGAUGAACAGCAGCAUAUGGGAACACUUUGCUUCGGGGAGUUUUUCGCCCAGUACCUCACCUGCAUUUCUGUCAGGUCCAGGUGCUGCGGAGCUGGCACGACUACGACAAGAACUGGAUGAAGCCAACGGCACAAUAAAGCAGUGGGAAGAGUCUUGGAAACAAGCCAAGCAGGCUUGUGAUGCUUGGAAAAAGGAGGCAGAGGAAGCCAAUGAUCGCGCCAACACAGCUAACAUGGAAUGUGAACUGGCUCGGGAGCAGAGGGAAGCCUUGGAGCUGCAAGUGAAGAAACUGCAGGAGGAGCUGGAGAGGAUCCACACAGGCCAGGACCCUCAGUUUCUGCGCUCCUUCUCUGACCUGGAAACUCUCUCGCUCUCUUCACUUUACACCCUCCAAAAACAGUUGCGGGCAAACCUGGAGAAAGUGGAUAAGGCAGUAUUUCAGAUGCAGUCAGUGAAAUGCCUUAAGUGUCAGGAAGAGAACCGGGUGGUGUUACCGUGCCAACACGCAGUGCUGUGUGAAACGUGCGCCGAGGAGGGCGAGUGUCCCAUCUGCCAUCCCAACAGGCCCCAUUCUCUCCAGUCGUGACCUUCCAAGGACGCUUGUUCUAAUCAUAUCGUAUAGAACUUUUUAACUUUAUACAUACGUACAUAUAUAUGUAUGUGUACAUAUAUAUAUGUAUGUGUAGAUAUCUAUAUGUAUAUAUGUGUGUGUAUGUGCAUGUUUGUGUAUGUAUAUAUAUGCACACACACGCACAUACCCACAUAAAACAAAAAUUAGUUGCAGAGCACUUUUUAAUAUUUUACAACCCGUAUCUAAACUGCCCCUCACCCGUGCCCCACUAAUUCUAACUCUUGAGGAACUUUGAGAGCUGUUUUUAAUACAGAUCAAAGGGCCAUUUGCAAAGAGUCUGUGUUUCUCCUCUUUUCUAUUUAGGUAAUAACAAAUUUUUGACUAUUUCCAGAAGGAUUUAGAGUGGGCAAGAGGGGCUUCCACGUGCUUUCCAGAGGAAGAGUUGAGAUCAUGGGGAGGAUCGAGGUGGAUUGAAAUGACUUUUUUUCAUGUCUUCGGUCUUCCUGUUCUUUCACUGACCCAGCUUGGUUAAAGCCGUCCUCCCUGAUGGAAGCUCCGCCGGGUCCCUGCCUGGUGGGCCUCACAUUGCCGAUCUCUGAAUGUGCAGAAACUUUGUCUGUCAUUUAAAACAGCAAAGUUCGCUUUUUAAAAUUUUUUACACUCUUUGUAUAUUUAUAUGAAAAGAAAAAAAAAAGGAGAAAAAAUAUAUUGUACCUAGAGCAAGCCAGGCCCCCAAAAUCAGUGACUAGUAAUCAUUGCUGAUACAGCUAAUGCUGCAGGUUUCAGCAGCCUUAGAAGUAUUGCCCUUGUGCCAGCUAAAGCCCUUCAUGAAAGGAGUACGGAUGCACAAGUUAGUUCUCUCCAGGCGCCCCUUUGUGUGGUGGCUGUCUAGAGGAUUUUUAGCAUUUCAAACCAGAUUGAUUUUCAUUUUAGCCACGAAGACCUCUUUCAUAGUCACUGCUGAAACGCAUGAAACAAUUUCAGAUAGUCUAAGGACACUUUUUUUGAAUGGAGUGGAUGUUUCCUGUUCCAGCUUCUCAAGGAUGGAUUGUGGGCUUCUAAGUUCAGAAGCCAUCAAGCCAGGAAUCACGUCUGCCGGUGGUGACAGAAAAAGCCCAGCAUGGAACAAGCCGCUGAUAAAUCUAUCCCGCUUGAAAGUGGAGCUGGAGGAGAGUGUAGAUUCCUUGCCUUCUGCUCCUAGGUGGAGAUGCUUCUUCCUGCCCUUAGCAGCUCAUCACCGUGGCACAAAACACCACUGGUAUCACCACUUGAGCUGAUAAAUGCAGCCACCAUUCUUAGGUACAUAAGGAAGUGUCGUUGUUCAGAAACUCUGAAGCUAGUUAGUCUAACAGUGCCCUGUGGCCGUGCUUCCUGUGUUAGUUAUGAUCUUACAGAGCAAGGAGAUAGAAAGGAAAAGGACUCCAAUUUCAGGUAUUUGCUUAGAAUAACUCACCAACCAGUCUGUCUGUGUACCGGUGACUUAGUAGUAAUGUGGUAGCCUGUUGCAGACGGCUAGGUGCUCAGCUCCAGUGCUGUGUGCUGGCGGGGAUGCUAAACUCAUCGUGUUGGAGCAGAAAGAAACAUCUCCCGUCAGAGGAAUACACUUGGUUUUCCUCAAUGUAAGCAAGGUGUUGCUGCAGGGUUUUCCAGUCCUCUCCUUCCUCCUAUUUCAGACUCCUUUCCUGAGUACAUGACUUUCCACCACCCUUGCAUAGCUCUCACUGGCAUCUCUGCCCUGCUGAGGUUGUUUCUGGGGCUUUGUCCCCAUACGCCAUCAGCAGAGGAGCUCAGGGACUUUCUCCUUAUUAGGAUUCUCUUUGUAUCUGUCCACAGUGAAGUUAUUCUCUUGGCUCAUUUUAGAAAGGCAAAGAAAGAAAUCCCACAGACCAGUCCAAUACACACCACACUGUCCAGCGCAGCUCCUUUCUAGGGAAAAGAAAUGCCACCAGCUUAGACCUGUCCAGCAGCUGAGCUUCCUGUGACUUUCUUUACCAGCACGUACAUUAAUUUUUUACAUCGGGUGGAUUGCAGUAACCUGCUGGGAUCUCAACUAGAAGGCCACUCAGUUGAUUAAAUAUUUUUAUUUCGCACAGGGAUGUGUCCUGUGCUACCCCUCCCUGACCUGGAAAAGCACUGGAACCUCCAGCAGCCCACUGUUGUUGUAGGAACAACUGAAUUGUUACUGGAGCCUCUCAGAAAGCUUCAUAUUUUAAUGCAAAGACAUAAUUAGGUUUGCUUCCAUAAUUCCACCUUUCCUUCAUAUGGAAGGGGUUAAUAUGCAUUCCCAGAUGAUCUCUUAAGUGCAGCUCUGUGUAGUUCUUUUUUUAUGUUUUCCCAUUAACUCGUUCUUUUUUUUUUUUUUUUUUUUUUGGUAAAAAUGCUUUUUUUUUUUUCCAUGUGUAUUUUAUUGUAACUAGCAUCAGUUUUUUAAUUUUUUUUUUUAAUGGAGAGACACUGUUGGGUGAAUAUUGUGGCUAUGUUGUUUGGUUAUAGCCUUUGAAUGUCUGUGCCAUGGGGCAGCACAUCUGCCUUGGUCUGAUCUUAAGGAAAGACCUUUUAUUAAAAUAUGUGAACAUUUCUUUUUUUAGGGGAAAAAAAAAAAAGCGGGGGGAGGGAGGGUUAAAAGUUGCGGGAGAAAGAAAAAGCCCAAUGAAGAUAAAAGGAAAAAAAAAAUACUAAAGUUUUUGUAACUAACUUAAAUCAUAGGAAAUAAACUCUUGAAUCAGGUCUUUAAUAUUUAUAAGAGCCAGAGCUCAUCAGCCUGUUCUGGCUCUUGGUUUGUAAUGCUUACUUUUUGUUAGCGUGGUGGUUUCUCUGCUCUCCUGCCUCCUGGGGGCCUGUUCAGGAUGAUGCUGUCCUCGGACAGCCCUCUCUUUCCAGAACUAGCACCACCUGUGUGACUUCAGCUGAGUCCCAAGGGCUCUUCGCAUUGUCCCCUCUCUUCAGAUGAAACUUGUCCGCUGUUUGCAGCUCUGCCGCAGUGUGACUGCCAGUCGCAGUGUGAUGCGUGUCUCUAGGGUCCAGGGGGAAGAGACACUUGCCCCUCAUUUCUGUAGGGGCCCACUGCUUAGCCAGAGGGCUACAAGGACCAUUCUAGACCAGAGAAAGCAUUUUUAUUUUUUUUCCUUUGCAGUAAAACAGUUUAUCUGUUUUAAAACUUAUCCUAAAGGACCAAAGAAUUCAGAAUUUCCCUAGUUGCGGCCCUUAAAAUUUAACUUUCUCUUGCCAGGCUGCGCUCGUGGCAGAGCAGUGACAAGGAGUUAGCGCUGGCCCCGGGAUGUCGCAUCCCCUUCCCUCGCCACCGCCCCAGCCUGUCUCAGCACUCUUAGCACAAGCACGUAGACUGUUUCUCUUUCCCGUGGUGCUUCAAGAAACACUUCUUCAAUUUAGGUUUCUAUCGAUUUGUUUGCUGCUUUCCAAAUAAAGAAGUAUCUGAAAUGUGAAUUAUUUUCUUAGGCAGCAGCUGGGAAAGAGAAUUUCACUGUUGUGUAUUUUGUGAAUAUUUUGGGGGGCCAACAUUUCAUACCCGAGUGAGGUGAGAGCAGGGGGGAAAGGCAGCGUUUCUGACCCACUCCAGCAGUUGCUGCCGCCGGCCCCAGGCAGGCAGGAUUAACCACAAUCGCAGCACUGCCUUCAAGGCUUCAAGAGUCUGUGGUCAGCUUCUGCACAGUGUGAAAAGAGGCUUGUAAAAAUAAACCUGGUGCUAAUAUGUACGGCCCGUGUAACGUACUGUCGAGCUUCUUUCUGAAGCAGGAACUCCCAGUUACAGGACAAGCAGUAAUACAUCAGAACCGAGGCCACUUUAUUAAUUUUUUUUGGCUGUCGCGCUUCGAAGCGAAGCGUUGGUCCCCAAGUGGUCCCCGAGGCUUUUCGCUGAGCCGCCCCAGCCGGCUGCCACCGAGCAGCCCUGAGCACGGCCGCAUCCUGCCCCGUCACAGGCUCCUCGCUGGGCAAUGAUGUUUUUCUCCCUGAGUUUUUGGGAGCCUCGCAAGUGUUGACCUCGGUGACUAACUGCAGGUCAGACACUUCUCGGCUGAGAGCCGGGGAUAAGGAGUCUUUAACUGUCUUGUGGAACCGCAGUAUCUAAAGGUCAAUACGCUUUUUCUUUAUUAUAGAGAAACAAUAUAGAAGCAGAUGGCUUGAGACAACAAUAUCCUGGGUAGAUAGCUAUCAAAAGCAAGGAGCUAGCUGUAGAGGAUAGCCAAGAGCUGAAGAACAUUGGCGAGCAUCGCUUUAGGCUACCAGGACCACUUUCAGGUCCCCCCCGGCCUUUGAUGCCGUAGCCUGGUGCUGGCUGUGGCGGAGCCGUGUGGCGCAGGAGGGCCCGGGACGGGUGUUGGAGCUGGAGCUCCUUUUCCUUAAUUUGCCUUCCCCGGAAGGCAACUGCUGCAGCUGUCCCCAUACCGAAGGGUUUUAUACUUUCUGUACAUCUCUGAAGCUGAACCUGAGCCACUUGCAAGGCUUGUGCAGCUGAGACAAUGAAAAGAAUUCCUUACCGUGUGAGGAAGCCUUUAAUGCUGAAUGGACUCAGUAAUUCAUUGCUGUUCCACCAGCCUCCAAAUCUUCUCUCUCUCUCUCCUUUCCCCCCAUCUAAGAAGGAAGAAUAUUACCAGUGUUUUCCUCCAGAAUUACGAUAAUCCUUGGAGUGAUGGCCAACAGCAACGUAGAUGUUACUGCUGUAAAACCUAGUAUUUUCAAGGUGAAGUAUUCCUGCAAACUAGUGACUGCGUCGGAGAGAUUUCUGGGGCUUCCCCACUCCGUAGCUUCCAAUGUUAAAACAAAAUAAGUACAGUAUGCGUUUUAAAAAAAUAAUAAUACACACUGCAGUAUUUCUCGUGGCAAUUCUUGCCCAGUCUCUUCCUCGCUUUCCCCGGGAGGAAGGGCACUGGGCAGAAGCGCCCCAAGUCCGUGUAGAAGUUGGCAGAAUGGUGAUCGGUGGUGUGUAAAACGUGUUGUUGAUUCCAUGUAUAGAACUGUGAUUUCAGCUGUCGUUCUCUCGUACUCUGUAAAUAUGUGUUUUGGCUGUCGGAAA